AUGGAACAAGAACAGCUUGGGACUUCUCCUUCUUCUUCUUCGACUUCAAUGAGAUCAAUUGAUGAUAAGAAUGAAGGGAAAAUCAAACAAUCAGCAGACUCGAGAUUCCCAUUAACGUUUCUCGAAAUGGCCGGUGCAUCCGGCGUCGUUUUGUGCUUCGUCGUUGGUCUCGCUGGAGUUUACCUAACAUUGCCGGAUUCCGAUUACAGCUUCCUCAAGCUUCCAAGAACCAUCGAAGAUCUUCAUAUUCUCCGGGAGCAUCUCGAGAGCUACACAAGCGACUACACAAUGCAAGUCCUUGUUGGAUAUUGCACAGUCUACAUCUUCAUGCAAACAUUCAUGAUUCCAGGAACUGUGUUCAUGUCAUUACUUGCAGGAUCCCUUUUUGGUGUCUUAAAAGGUGUAGCUUUGGUUGUCUUUGCUGCAACUGCUGGUGCUUCUUCUUGCUACUUUCUAUCAAAGUUAAUCGGGCGACCCUUAAUCUCAUCUCUCUGGCCUGAUAAACUUGUUUUCUUCCAAAACCAGGUGGCAAAAAGACGAAGUGGGCUUCUCAAUUACAUGCUUUUCUUAAGGGUGACACCAACUUUGCCAAAUACGUUUAUUAAUGUCGCAUCACCAAUUGUUGAUGUUCCAUAUCAUAUAUUCUUCUUGGCAACUUCACUCGGCCUCAUUCCAGCAGCUUAUGUAACUGUUCGGGCUGGAAUUGCUCUUGGUGAAUUGAGGUCAAUUGGGGACUUGUAUGACAUGCAUUCUAUAGGGACUUUGUUUCUGAUAGGGCUUGUUUCCAUUACACCUACAUUGAUAAGCAACAAGAACAAAGCAUAGUGUUUCCUUGUGGUGUCGUACAGAUCUAGCAUCAAAUUGGAACCCGGUUUAUGUUUAAAAGACUUGUGUUUUGUGUAGUGAUGUUAAGGAUAAGCGUUGGAAUGCAGUUUAGUUUUUUUUAAUUAGCAAUUGUCUGGAUAAUUACGUGUUUAAAUCUUCUGCUAUUGGAAACUUUUAACUUUUAAUCGUAGAUGCAAAACAUUGUGACAAUCUUUUGUACACAUUCAUAGGAUCAUGACGCAUACAUAGAAAGAGUAUAGAGGUAUGCUUCCUAUUAUAUUAUAUCGGUUGUUCUCAUUAUUAUUAUCAACAAGUGGUAUCCAAUUAGCAUUUCAGAGUUUCUUGAUUUUAGUAGCAUCUCUCGUAUUUGGGUUCUUCAUUAAAAUAGCAACUAUGAUAUUUGAAUUCCUUUUUUAGAUAGGACUACAAAAUUUCUUUUAUGGGACGUAAAGAUGAAAGACAUUUUCAUUCAAUGUGAUCAACAUAGUUUUGUUUGGUUUUGAGAAAAUGCCGGUGGUCUAUUGAACAAAAGUAAAUGAAGGAUUUGAAACAAAUUCUUUGCAUUUAUGUAACGAGAUUUUGCAAGACGUUUUGAAUAUAAACGCAAUAAUUAUUAUACGUUGUAUCUAAAGGAUAUUUAUAUUCUCAUCGUCGUUUUAUUGAAAGUGGUCCCGAUUAUGGUAAUGACUUGAAGUUGAGAUUUUUAUGGAUUUGGAAACAUGGAUGUCCAAAUAUGAUGGGGAUGGAUUUGGGUUGAUUUUUUUUUUAUGUAAUUGGCUAUUGUUUUUUUCAAAUUUUCAGGAUAUUUUCUUAUAUAGUUGUGAUUCUUAGAUGAGGCGUAUGCAUCUUUAGGUUCCAAAUAAAAGAUGGGACAGGAUAUUCUUAGAAUUGCAAACGUAAUGAUAGGGCUUUGAGAAUUCGGAUCGUAUUUCAAGGGCAAAAGAAAGUUUGGCGACCAUGGUAAGAUUAAUGGACACUCCAUUAACGAGUGAUUCAUACUACAAAAUAAGGACAAACUCGUUGAGUUGAUAUGGGUAAGCAACCCUUGAAAUUGGGCCAACACGGUGAACAUGGUGACACAAAACCAAAGUAGUUCACUUGAACCUUCAAAACACCUUUUUAUUGUCUUUCUGGAAACAUCAACUGCAGUGGUACGUGCAAAUCUUGUAUGUGUAUUUUUGUCUUUAUACAGCUACAUGGAUAUAAUCUCAUUAGGAUGGUGUAAGAAGGGAUAGAUAUCUUUGGUUAUUCCUUUACCUAGGGUAAAGCGAUAAUGUGCAUGGAUGACCUUCAGCGUUGUAAGGGGAAUUUGUAAUAGAUCAUAUAAGACGAUUAGUUAGCAUAUGCAAGUUGUAGAAAAAGGUAUAGAAAAAACAUGAACAAAAGAAAAUACAUAUAGUGAUCAAGUGGGUAAAAAGGGAA
Molecule: messenger RNA, 2247 nt
Organism: Lactuca saligna
Lineage: Eukaryota; Viridiplantae; Streptophyta; Magnoliopsida; Asterales; Asteraceae
Source: the annotation of a GenBank genome assembly